AUGGAUCUGUACAGAAGGGAGUUGCAGUGCCAGCAGGCUGCCCUGCGAGAGGCGCAGGAAGACUUCAAGAAGCAGAAAGAGAUCCAAGCGCAGGAGCUCAGUCAGAAACGCCGGGAGUUGCAACUUUUGGCCCAAGAGGUGGCGCAACUCUCCACGCGAAGGCUCAAAGAGGAUGAAGAGGUGCUGCAGGAGCUGAAACGCAGCCGUGAGGAGAUUGGUUUCCUUUCCGAAGAGUUGCAACGAGUGAAGGCAGAGCAGCAGCGUCGAGCGCUGCAAGAGAUUGAAGAUCUGGAGUCGCAGGCGUCGGUGCUUCGGUCCGCCUUUGGUUCAUCUCGAUGA
This is a messenger RNA of Cladocopium goreaui, 339 nucleotides long. NCBI's taxonomy places the organism in Eukaryota, Dinophyceae, Suessiales, Symbiodiniaceae. The record is from the annotation of a GenBank genome assembly.